CAAACUGUUCUUUGGUCACUAUUAAUGCGUAGAUAAGAUUAAUAUUUUGAAUUUAUCUUUAAAAUAGUCUUUUGUUCGACGCAAAAAAUUUUUGUAGUCAUUGCGUGAGUUAGUUAAAUUUGUGUGUUUUUUUUACUUGAUAAAACCACAUCAUAACAAGAAGUCGAGGUAAACAGACGUGUAAUUUUCAAUAUCCGAACAAAUUAACAGUCCGGUUAAGUCUUUUCUACGUGUCUUUACAGUUCGUUUUCCUGCUUUAAUUUGUAAUAAAAUGGAAAAAGUUAAUGGAACUGCAGCUGAUAGUGCAACUGAUGGAAUUGUAGCCGAUGAACUCAUUCCUACUAGCAAGGAAUCUUCGUUAGAAUUGCCAAGUUGGAUAAACAGCGAUUAUUUCAAGGAAAUUCUUGCUUCGGAUGGCAAAAGUGAAUGGAAAUAUAUCAGCCAUGACGUCCGUAUGGCCAACGAAAAGGGGGAGAACUAUGCUUCGGUUUUGUAUCGUGUGAAAGUAAUUGCAGAGAACAAAGAAAAUGUUGCCGAGGAAUUGUCAUACAUCCUGAAAGUAAAUCACACGCUUGAAGAUGGACCAACCAAAGAAGUGAUGGAAAUUUUCAAUGUUUUUACCAAAGAGGUUGAAAUGUAUAAGUCAGUGGUACCAAGCAUUGAACAACUGCUACAUAAAUCUGGAGAUUUUACUCAAAUUUCGCCAAAAUGCAUCAAGACUAGUACAUCCGCACCCGAACAGAUCGUGCUGGAAGACUUAUCGAAGAAAGGCUUCAAAAUGGCCAGUCGUCACGAGGGAUUGAAUUGGGAUCACGUAAAAUUGGUUAUUGAAAGACUGAGCAAAUUCCAUGCAGCGUCUGCAGUACUUCAAGCAAAUAAUGGACCGUACCGUGAUAUUCUACUGCAGGGCAUGUAUAACGAAAAACUGAAGCCGAUGGUGGAGGUCUUUUUCAACAGCAAUUUGACCAUGUUGAAAGAGGGCAUUCAGCAAUUACCUAACGGAACCAGAUAUAUCAAACGAAUGGACAACUACGAAAAUGAAUGCUUUGAAAAAUCCAUAGAAGUCACAAAGUGCAACCCGGACGGUUUCAAUGUUCUUAAUCACGGUGAUCUAUGGACGAACAAUUUAAUGUUUAAGUACGGCGACAACGACAACGUGGAGGAUAUGCUGUUUAUCGAUCUUCAAAUGCCAGUUUGGGGCUCGCCAGCAAUCGAUUUACAUUAUUUUAUCGUUUCAUCAACCGAAAAGAAAUUGAAGACAGCCGAGUUCGACGCUAUUAUUCAGCACUAUCACGAACACUUGGUAAAAACAUUGAAACAGCUCGGGUACAAGGCUCGUAUCCCAACGCUUUUAGAAUUGCAAGUUGAUUUGCUGCAAAGAGGAUUUCUGGGUGUUAUGGCUUCGAUUUCCGUGUUACCAGUAGUUCUGCUGAAGGACUGUGAAGAUGCGGAUAUUAACAAUAUGUUAGAUGAAGGUGACACGGGAAUGAAUUUCAAGAGGAAAUUGUAUUUGAAUCCAGUCUACAUAAAUAUGCUUGACAUGUUGUACGACUAUUAUGAUAAGAAAGGAAUUUUACAAAUUUGAUUGCGCGACGAAAAUUGUAUUAAAAGUUGAGUGUUUAUUGUAGCGGAGAAUAGUUUCUGUAUCUUGGGAUUGUA
Molecule: messenger RNA, 1659 nt
Organism: Bradysia coprophila
Lineage: Eukaryota; Metazoa; Arthropoda; Insecta; Diptera; Sciaridae
Source: RefSeq, a predicted model, not a curated record